Alosa alosa (allis shad) is the source of this 4596-nucleotide messenger RNA. It is a transcript of the gene rnf34a, whose product is annotated as ring finger protein 34a. Gene Ontology annotation, molecular function: ubiquitin protein ligase activity. Gene Ontology annotation, biological process: protein K48-linked ubiquitination; proteasome-mediated ubiquitin-dependent protein catabolic process; negative regulation of extrinsic apoptotic signaling pathway via death domain receptors. The record is from RefSeq and is a predicted model, not a curated record. NCBI's taxonomy places the organism in Eukaryota, Metazoa, Chordata, Actinopteri, Clupeiformes, Clupeidae. Gene Ontology annotation, cellular component: cytoplasm; plasma membrane.
UGAUGUGGGAUUUACAGUACCACGCACUGUAUAAUACAUUCUGAUGAAGGCAGCAGAACAUUCGCAAUGCAAUCUGAUAACACUCUUUUCUCCGCAAAACUGAACGUGAAGACCAUUGGUCACCUAAACAUAGUGGCACUCCAGGGGUUGAUGUGAUUGGGUAAACGCGCAUCCAUAAUGUUUUGUUAACAUCACUGCUACAGUGAGAAGCUCCGAGGAAGACGUAACGCUAGCUCGGUUGACGUAGUGGUGGUGGCCCGUGGUGCUCUUGCAAUGAUCACCACAUCUAUUUAUCUUGGUGAUUACAACUAGCCACUGGGAGUUGAUAUGAAGGCGGGGGCCUCAUCCAUGUGGGCAUCAUGCUGUGGUCUGUUGAAUGAGGUGAUGGGCACAGGUGCGGUCCGUGGGCAGCAGACGGGCUUCGGGACUGGUGCUGGGCCCUUCCGCUUUGCUCCUAGUGCCGGAUACUCCACAUAUCCCCCUACCAGCUCAGGGAGCCCCAGCCUGGUAUGCAAGGCCUGCGGGCAGGCUUUCUCCGUCUUCAGAAGGAAGUACAUGUGCUGCGACUGCAAAGACUUCUGCUCGCUGUGCUCGGUGCUGCAGGACAACCUGCGGCGGUGCGCCACCUGCGACCUGCUCCAGGCCACUGCCUUCCAGCGGCCGCUGCUCAUGCGGCUGCGCGUCAAGGACCUGCGUCAGUACCUGCUGCUGCGCAACAUCCCCACCGACACCUGCCGCGAGAAGGAGGAUUUGGUGGACCUGGUGCUGUGCCACCAGGGCGCCGAGAGCGACGUCGAGGAGGAGGACGAGGAGCCCGACACGCCCACGCUGCAGUCGCGGCCGCUCUAUGACCCGCCGCUGCCGCCACCGCCACCCUCGGUCCUGGAGCCCCCCGCAUCCACCUCCUCCCCCCAGAUCUCCCCCGUUGCCACGUCUCAGGGAGAAGCCAUCAGCAGGAGCAACAGCUCAGGGUCCACCAAUCAGGACAUAGGAGAUGCCACCUCCCUGUCUCUCCUUAACCUGGAGCCUAGUGACCACACCCCUGAGGUGAGUCCGCAGACACGCCGGCGUGCGCGGGCCUCCCUCUCGGACCUGUCCUCGCUGGAGGACGUGGAGCGGCUGUCGGUGAGGCAGCUGAAGGAGAUCCUGGUGCGCAACUUUGUCAGCUUCUCGGGCUGCUGCGAGAAGUGGGAGCUGGUGGAGCGCGUCCGCCGGCUGUACCGCGAGAACGAGGAGAACCGCAAGUCCAUGGAAAAUGUGAACAGUGCCAUCACUGCCGUGGUUGCCUACCCCCCGCCAAUCUGCAAUGGUGGAAUCGGAGAUGCUGUGCAGUCUCAGCUGGUCACUGAUGAGAACCUGUGCCGGAUCUGCAUGGACGCUGUGAUCGACUGCGUCCUCUUGGAGUGCGGACACAUGGUCACCUGCACCAAAUGCGGCAAGCGCAUGAGCGAGUGCCCGAUCUGCAGGCAGUACGUGGUGCGGGCCGUGCACGUCUUCAAGUCCUAACCCACCCUGCAUCGGACCCAAGCAUUCCUAGGGGGGGAAAACAACAUUAAUGACGACAACAACAACAAUACACUGAACGCACAAACUAAAAAAAACAAUCGCACUCGGCACAACCAUUACAUGCACACAUAAUUAAACAUGUACCAUCCAACGUCCACCGGCAGGUUUAAACUCCUGAAGCUUCAGACCCUCCUGUGGCCCUGGUGGUGAGCCUGUGGAAAGGACCUCAUCUGUCACGUGCUGAAGUGUCAUUUUUCUUCCAAAACCAAGAGGUUCUAGCCAGAGACUGAGAAGCGCCUGUCUCUCAGAAAUGGCCGUGAGACUAAGGUUUGCAGUUUGCAGUGGUGUGGCAAUGUCUUUGACAUUGUCCUCUGUGGGCUCUAGGCAAACGUUCAGAAGAAGGGAAGAGCUUACCUGCUCCAGGGGGGAGGUGUGUGCGUUUUUAUAGGUGGCCUCGCAUGUGUAACACUGUGUUAACUCUGGUAACGUUGGGGCUAGUCGUGAAACGUCUCUUACUCUGUUGUGUUUGUCCAUGAAACAGCGGGCAUGCAACACGUAACAUGAUUCAGGUACACCUGUUGGUUUCAAGGAUAUUCAUGCCCCAUGUAUGUGAAUUUAGGUUCUCUCUUUGGUUUCAGACUCCUACGUUGUGUUUGUUUGUUUUUCUGUUUUCAGUUCAUCCAUUUCAUGGCAGUCUGAGUUUAAAUGCGCUGGCAGAAGAGAUGUUGACAUUGCUAUUGAUCCAGACGUUGUGUAGCCUGUUGAAUGGCCGCAGUCUGGUUUGUGGUUGUGUGGAAGGGAUGGACCAGGGAACAUUCUGGAACAUUUUUGGGAGAGGGAUCGUUUUUAGCGACGGCAUGGGUGAAGUCUAUUUGUGACGGGAUUUCGUGCCAAAUCUCUGUGUGGUAGUGCCAUUGGUGGUUUGUGUGUGUGUGUGUGUGUGUCUGUGUCUGUGUGUGCGCAGUCAUCACACACCAUUCUUGUCCAGCAUGUGUCCCAGCAGCAGUCAUUGAGCCAUCUUCUCCUUGUUGUCCCUGUCUGAAUGCUGGUGCUAGAUCCCAGACAUGCUGCCUCAGUGGCUGCAACACGGAUACCGUUUCUCAUCAGAGCUCUUACUGGACUCCGUGUGUAGCCAAUCAGAAUGCAUUGUUGUUUAUUUCUGUGCUGAGCCAGACUUGACCUGGCUGGACUUUUUUUUUUUUUGGACAGCAUCUUCAUGUGUUCAUGGGGUUAUUCACUCCUGGGUCCAGCUCAUGAAGGCUCAACACUCAACAAGAUAUUCCAGAUGUCGUAUCUGAAACAUGAUGCUCUUGGAGGAGGGAAGCUUUAAUGGACACAAAAGCCCCUCUCAAAUGGCUUGUCACCAUCUCUGCUGUAGACUGUAGUAAGGUGAGACGAUCUUAUGCCAGAUCAGUAUCCCAGUCCAAUGUCAUUAUUGUCGUGAUCCAGUUAAUACAGUCUCUCCGUAGGGUGUAACUAGACAUCAUGUUAUUCCAGGGAUAGUCAUACACUACAGUCCUGAUAUUGGUGUCUCUGAACUUUUUUUUUUUUUUUAAAUAGAAGACCUAGAGCCUAGAGCCUAGACCAAGAGAUUGCCUGUUUUUUAUGCAUAGUCUAUCUUUCUGAUGCCAGCGUAUCUGGGGGGACAGGUGGAUGAGAAUUUGUUCUCCCAGGAUUAAAAAAAAAAAAAUAAGAGGGGUCGUCCACAACCAUUACAUGUCACAUGGAAUGAAAAUAGCCUGUGCGGAGUCAAGCGAGUGUCAUGUGAUCAGUGUAACACUGACUCAGAGGUGGUGACACUUGUUUUGGGCAUUUGAUGAAGCCCUGUCCUCACAUGCCCCAUCCUAUGCCAUUCACUCAGAAUAUGCAGCUGAGCUCCUUGGUUCUUUGGCCCCAGUCAGUUCCCUUCAGGGAGGGAAGUCAUUGUAGUUCUCUUGCUUCUCCAUUAUGUCCCAGCGCGGCCAUUUUGCUGAAGAGGGUUAUCAAUAGGGAGAAGAGAAAGAAAGACACCACGUGUGAGCGUGUCUCUUGGUGUUGUGAAUCCACCAAGCAGCCAAUCGUAAUGGUCGGUUCUUCUCUGUAUUGCACGAUCAUGGCAAGCAAGCAUGAGACGUUAUGUAGCAUUUUUUUUAGGGUUUUUUGUGAAUGGCUUUUCAAAUGUUUGUCUUCAUCUCUUCGCAACAUUCUCCCCACCCCAUCAAGCCAGGGCAGCAAUAUCAGCGUGUGUCAAGCGUUUAGAUUCCACGGGACGCAAGUUGAGGCAGGAGAAAGGUCGUCGGUGACCGAAGGAACACCGGUGCUACACAGAUAAGGUCCAGAUAUCAGCCCCUCGUCCGUUUGGCCCUUUCGCUUUGCUGUGAAUCCUUAAUCCCACCAUCCGUGUACUUCUCCAGCACUCCUGAGGUUUUUUUUCCCAAAGGGAAAGGAUUAAUAUGUUAUGUUCUCUUUUGUGUCCUUUCAUGCAUUGAUAUACCUGUGCUGACACACACAGAACUAACAAAUCAAAGAUAUAUGCAGGUGUGACUGCACAUUUCUAACCCACCCCAGUGGUGAUUUAAUUGUAUUAAGAAACUAAAAAAAGAAUCAUAAUAAUGUGGUAUGAUUGCAUAUGGUGUUCCAUAUUAUAACUAAUAAUGAGAUGUAUAUAUCUAUAUAUUUUAAUUUUUUGCUUUGAAUGUUGAAAUAUAUGACUUGUAUUAAUUAAAGAAAAAUAUAUAUACAGUUUUUUUAUUUCUUAUUUUUUUGAUUCUCUUAAAUGAGGUGGGGUGAUUGAGUUUGCAUCAUAGCCAAAAACCUACUCUUAUGAUGAGUCGAUUAGACUUAUGAGAGAGAAAAAGAAAACUCUUGUUGUCUAACCAGUAGACUGACAGCAUGACAACUCACCGGUCACUUUAGUAUGUUCAGAAAGGUUUGCAUGGUGAACACAUCAACAUUUUAACGGGGCCUUGCUGUUAGGUUGUCCAAACAGUAGCCUAUUACAAGAGUGAAAUUAUCAUUGAACAAAAAUGGCAAUGAACAAAUUUGACUUGGUCCUAUAUGUAAUGAACUAUGUUGAAAAUGCUAAAACACGAAUGUCUAUUGAUGGUGUCA